AUGGCCAAACACAAGAAAACACCCGCCCCAGCCCCACCACCACCGGCAGCAUCAUCCGCUGGGAAGAGCUCGUCAUCCAGCGGGAAAAAAGACACCAAGAAGAAACCCCCAGCAGCCGAAGACGACAGUUUCAUCGUCUUCACCAACUCAGACAAGGACCCCAAGCGCCGCACAGGUGGUGGUCCCAGCAAAGGCGGUCCUUCCUCCGCUGGUCAGCAACAAGAAAGUAUUGACUCUGGCCCCCCAAAACCAACAGUCAAGCAAAUCAUCGGCGGCGCUUCCUGGACGGGAAAACUACCAGUCAAUCUCCUCUCUGAGCACUGCCAACGCCAGAAAUGGGAUCGUCCAGAGUACAACACCAUGAAGACCAAGGAUGGGUUUUCGGUUAUCGUCUCUUUAUCUGCUCGCAACCCGAAAACGCAAGAAGUGACGAAAUUGCCGCCUUUUAAACUGCCGCCUAGUCAUGUCCAUUUGGCGAUUAAACCGACUGCGUUGGAGGCGAAGCAUUUCGCGGCGACGUAUGCGCUUUUUAGGGUUUGUAGUAUGAAGAAUAUUCAUAUGACGCUGCCGCCGGAUCAUAGGGGGUAUUGGAAGGAGUUGGAGCAGUUGAAGAGGGAGGAUGUGAAG
Podospora anserina S mat+ is the source of this 627-nucleotide messenger RNA. RefSeq lists its product as uncharacterized. The annotation marks the transcript as partial. The transcript has a single exon. NCBI's taxonomy places the organism in Eukaryota, Fungi, Ascomycota, Sordariomycetes, Sordariales, Podosporaceae. The record is from RefSeq and is a predicted model, not a curated record.